GUUCGAGGUGAAAACACUGUGCACGGCCGAGCGAUGGGUAUAUUAAAAGUGUCUUUUGCCCUUCUUGAAAGAAUCAACAGUGGCAGUACAUGUCAAAGAACUUCAGGAAAAGUUUGUGCAGUCAAUGCAUCCUGCUGGCUGCACAAAGCGUUGGCUGUGAGUUUCAAAGAUUUGGCGAUGAUCGCAAGUAUGUUUUUAUUUAUAUGUUUACUUAUCAAUUUGUGCAGUGUUUCAAUCGCUAAACUUAUGUAUAUUCUAUUUACUUUAUUGUUCUUACGACUGUAUUGUUAUUAUAAUUAUUAUGCAAACUUUUCAGGGUUGUGGACAUACGGUAAAAGUAUGCAUAGACACGGAAAUUUUUCUGCAACAUUAUAUUGUUUAAUUUAAUGCAAUAUACAAGCCAGUUAUAUGCUCAGUACAGUAUCUGUAAAAUUCCAUGUAAUUUUAGUUAUGCUUAGAAUUUGCCCAUCAUUUUAGCACUUCUAAUGCCAUCAUAGGUCACAAUUUCUAUAGUUUGACUACACAAUCUUACCUAAAACUAUGGGAUGAAAAUCAUAUAUGCCAUGCCAAUUCAAUUUUUGGUAUCACAAAUAUUGUAAAUAUAAUGUAACAUUGAAAAGAGAUGAGGUGCUGUUUAUAUGAUCUCGGGUUGGGAGAGGCAAAAUUAUAUUCAUUAUAUAACAUUUAAACGCAAGUGUUUAUAUGGAAAGUUUUCGUCUCGGCUGGUAGGGUCACCCUGGCAGUAGGGACACCCUGUUUACAAAACAGUCCAUGUAAAUAGUUUGUCUCGGCCUCCAGGGAUAACUUUUCAUUCCCAGGCCUUCAAACAAAUAACUGCAUGUUUCAGGAGUCACAAUCUCAUACUUAGAGCCAUUCUCGUAGGAAGAGAUACAAUGCCAGGGCUAUAAAUUUUUUUCAUAUAAACAUGCAGUGAAGUUGUCUCGUGUGGAUUGGGUGUCUCUAGUAUCCAAGGUCAUAUAAAUAGCAUCUAAGUAAUAAAAGGUCAUUGCAAUGGCAAUUUGCAGCUGGCAGGAAAACGCUUUGCAUACCAAUAUAUGGAGAGUAAGAAAAAUGAUGUGGUUUAAAUUGAACCACAUACUAGUUUUCACAUCUAGUUUUCAAGAACUUUGUAUGCCUUCCACUCACUAGAAUUUACCCAAAAUUAAAAAAAAAUCCAAAUCCUCACACCUUGCCCAUACCCCUCCCCAGAAUUUACAUUUUAUUGGUGCACAGGAAUGUCACAACAAUUUAUAAUCCAUGCCAAUACAUUGCUAAUCAGACAUUUGAUCAAUUUAUUUUGCAAAAUUCAAAUUCCCAUUUUUCAACGACACCCUUUUUAUGUACAAAUGCAUAAAAAAUUAUAGAGUAAAUUGGAAAGUAGUUGUGUGCAGUAAAUAACAAUUUGUUAUUAUCCACCUUUCAGCUUUGCUGUGAAAAAGAUAUUCAGUACAUAAUGGCACCAUAUGAAGCAGAUCCAGAAAUUGCAUUUAUUGUGAAUAAUGGAUAUGCUGGUUUUGCCAGCCUUGUCCCAAGCACUUUGAUUUGAGGCUGUGGUUUUGCAGUGUGUUAAGAUUAGGACCUGCUUGUAUAGAGCAUUUGCACUCAUUCCCCAGGGACCAACUCAACAAAAGCCAUGGCGGCCAUGUUGGUGUUCCAGACAAGAGUCUAAUUAAAAUUAUUUUGAAUUGGAACACCAACAUGGCGGCUGUGAUGUCAUGUGCAAAUGCUCUAUAUCAGUGUGAUGUUAAUGCUAAUACAUGGAUUCUAGCAUGUUGUUGUAUAAUAAUUGUUGUAUAAAAUGGGAUGUUUUUGUUUGCAUUUCGAUGAUGGUGGUCAUGUAUGCAGGUAUAGACUUAGUAAAACAUUGUUCAAUGAAG
Messenger RNA from Paramuricea clavata, 1877 nucleotides. The record is from the annotation of a GenBank genome assembly. NCBI's taxonomy places the organism in Eukaryota, Metazoa, Cnidaria, Anthozoa, Malacalcyonacea, Plexauridae.